This is a messenger RNA of Pelodiscus sinensis (Chinese soft-shelled turtle), 557 nucleotides long. The record is from RefSeq and is a predicted model, not a curated record. NCBI's taxonomy places the organism in Eukaryota, Metazoa, Chordata, Testudines, Trionychidae.
AAUCCUUUUUUUUCUUUUAAAUCUAGAUAUAUAGAAAUAUUUCCAAGUCGGAGGAGUGAAGUUCGAACCCAUAGCGGUUUAUAUAGAGGGAAGAAGAUGACUACAUAUCCGAAUGCUAAACCGAUAAAAGAAACCGAAUCAGUCUUUGAAGAAAACGAAUUGAGUCAGACCCUUGGACCAGCUGCAGCUUGUGAAAAUGAAAAAGAAAAUGAACCUUAUAGAGAAGUGAUUGAAAAGCCUCGGGAUGCUUCAGAAUUUGUGAUUACCUCCUCAUCGUUGCAUUUGGUCCAUCUGAGGGGUCUGCCAUUUCAAGCUAGUGCCCAAGACAUUGUAAAUUUUUUUGCUCCACUGAAACCUGCAAAAAUCACUAUGGAAUAUAAUUCUAUUGGCAAAGCUACAGGAGAAGCAGAUGUAUAUUUUGAGAGUCACGAAGAUGCAGUUGCUGCUAUGGUCAAGGACAGAUCACACGUGCAACAUAGAUAUAUUGAAUUAUUCCUGAAUUCAUCUCCAAAAAGAAAACAAGAGAACCAGUGACAAUGGCACAGUCCCAAACUAGG